UUUUUUUUUACAGAAAUUAUAAAAAAAUAAUAAAAAAUUGAUAAAUUUAUAAUUAUAUUAUAAUAUUGGCUAUGUAGCUAAUGUUAUUUUGAAGUGGACUUCUAGUUCAUAAAGUCACACACACAAAAUAAUUUAUGAAUUUAUUAGGUUUUGAUUCUAAAUUACUCAAUUAAAGUUUUAUUAGAUAUAAAAUUCAUGGUAGGUUUUAAUAGUUAAAAUAAAUCCUACAAGAUAAUGAAGAAAAUUAGUAAAUUAAAGCUAAUAAUGAUUUAGAGUUAAACAUGCACAAGCGUAAUAAGGAUUAGGAUUUUUUAAUUUAUAAUUUUCAGCACUUUUUUAUGACACUUAAAAUAAAAAUUAGAUGGACGACGUGGCUUUCACUAAAAAAUCAUGUACUGCCAAAGGAUUACGUCAUCAAUUUACACACAAAAUUUAUCAAAUUUACUCAAUCCCUGUCCUUCCGCCAUUAAUCAAGAUUCGAAAAUUCUUUUUUCACUUUAUAACGGCACAUUUCCUCUGUUAAAUGAUACCAAUUUUUGCUCUCUAGCUUUUAUCAAUGUGGAGCUGUAACUGUUUGAAAAUCACAUAAAAAACGUAUGGAUUUAUUUUUUAACACCCAAGAUGGAGAAACGUAAUUUUACGUUACAAAAAACAAAAUGGCGUUUUUCAAAUAUAUAGAGAAGUCACAAUAAUUCGCAAGAAAUAAUUUGGAAAAAAUUAAGAAUAUUUUUUAUAAAGUCAUUUAUAAUAUCUUCUUUGCAUUUAUUUUUAUUAUUUUUUUUACAAAGUAUAAUAAAUUAAAAAGGAAAGAUAAGAAGAAAUGAACAAAAAAAUUAUAGUCGUUUAAGUAAAAUUGAUAUCACGAUAACAAUUUUAAAUAAUUUAAAUAUCAGAUAAACAAAUUGUGUUAAUUGUUUAAAUAUUAUUUCAUGCAAAUGCCGGUCAUUCUGAUUUUGGUAAAUUGUAUUUUAUUUUUUUAAUCAUGAUUAAAAACUAAAUUAAUAGAGUGAUAUAUAUAUAUCAAAAAUACUACUUAAAUAGAUUUUUUUUAAUUUUCCGUCUCAUUUAUCACUUAUUUAAAUAUGCUGUGGUUACAUAAAUUGGGCAGUAAGUAAAAUUGUUCAAAGUAAAUCAAAAUAAACGAAAACUGAUAAGUUGGGUUUGAGUGGUUUUAAGUAUAAAUUGAAUAAUGUAAUGUUUUAUUAAGUUACUAAACUAAUUGUUCCUAUUAUAUUCUAAAUUAAAACAAAAUGUCGGGGGAAAAAGCUGAGUGUUUGGAAUUCAAAAAAUCCCGCGUUUCUCUACCUGCAGCCUCAGCUGAUUGCGUAACCUUCAGAACUAAUCAGAAUAUUGUGACACGAAAUAAUGUGCGGUCUGCCUUCACUUAGCUUUUCACUUUCUCGUAAAAGCUAUUCUUGCUUAUUUGACAUGUCAGGUAGAUAUUUUUUCCAUGUAUGCCCUUGAAAAGAAAUGUUGUUCAUUUAUCACUUAUUCUAUAUAUUCUAUCUAUCAAACUUUGUUCUGCAAAGUGAAUUAUGAAUUAUUUCGAAAAUAAAAUGCACUUAAAAUCCAAUACAAGUAUUAAUACCAAAAUAUAAUUUAUUAAACUGACUGAAGACUGAUAAAUAUAUUAGUAUAGUUAAGGCAUGGAUACAUUUGAUUAUUCUUUCAUUCAAGAAUUAUUAGAGAGUUCACCAAUACUAAAAGCCUUUUUGGCUGGAUCACUUUCCGGGACAUUUUCGACAGUGCUAUUCCAACCACUUGAUCUAGUCAAAACCAGAAUUCAACAAUCUUCCAUGAUUUCUGAGCCUAGAGGACAGCAUUCUGUAGGCAUGAUGAGAGUCAUGAACCAAGUACUUAGGAAUGAACAGAUCUCAGGAUUAUGGAAAGGAAUGACACCAUCCAUCACAAGAACGAUACCUGGAGUUGGUCUUUAUUUUUCCUCUGUGCAUUGGCUUACGAAUACAUUUAGUGAAGGAGUCCCUUCCCCCCUGACUGCCGUCUCAAUUGGUAUUGCAGCAAGAUCAUUCAGUGCUGUCUGUUUGAUUCCCAUCACUGUUGUCAAAACAAGAUUUGAGAGUGGAGAGUAUCGUUAUCGCAGCAUUUCCAAUGCUUUAACUCAGAUAUACUCUAGAGAAGGAAUUCGUGGUUUAACAUGUGGCUUAGUUCCAACAGUCAUUAGAGAUGCACCAUUUUCUGGAAUAUAUCUUAUGUUCUAUACUCAAUUGAAACAGGCUAUUCCACCCGAAAUUUUAAAAAGCGAUUUUCAAGCUGGUGCACAAUUUGGGUGUGGAGUUGUAGCUGGAAUUCUAGCUUCUGCUGUAACUCAACCUGCAGAUGUUGUCAAAACUAAAAUGCAGCUUUACCCUACGCUAUAUCCAAAUGUUUCUUCGGUUCUUUUACACUUACACGAGAGAUAUGGAUUCAGAGGAUAUUUCAAAGGGUUAGCACCGAGGAUGUUACGUCGGACUUUAAUGGCUUCUAUGGCUUGGACCUUUUAUGAACAGGCUACAAAGGCGAUGGGAUUAAAAUGAUAUGGAUAUGGUUACCAUUAAAAAUGUACCUAUGAAGGGUCCUGGAAGAAUUCUAUGUUGUAUCGCUCCAGCUCCAAGCAGGCAGAUCUGAGAAUGAGAUGAAUGAGCUAGCAACGUAAUUGAAGUCAUUGAAAACAGUACUGUUCAGAGUAUUGAAAUUUCUUUGAUAGUGUUUUAUGCUUUACAUUUGGUCCAGAAAAGUAAUCAUUAAAACACUCAACGAAUUGUUAACUUUAGUAUUAAAUUAAGUAUAUUAAGUUUAAUUUGUGAAGAUAUUUUUUUCACUAUGUCUAAUUAUUAGGUGUGAUGUAAAUUUUCUUGAAAAAUUGUUGCACUUCACAAAGCUUAAUAAAUAAGUUAUUUGAAAAAAAUGACUGAUUUGUAAACAUUCUAGAGUACAGUACUAUUGCAAUGUGAUAUUCCUAAUAUGUGCCUACUAUGCAAUAUGUAUAUGGAAUUAAAACAAAAAAUAAUAUUAUUAGAAAAAUAUUGUUUAUGACAUGUAUUUUUUGAAAAAUUUAAAUAAAACUUUAUGAAUUUUAUGACAAUUGAUUGAUGCCUUGAAGAUACC
Nezara viridula (southern green stink bug) is the source of this 3105-nucleotide messenger RNA. The record is from the annotation of a GenBank genome assembly. Lineage: Eukaryota; Metazoa; Arthropoda; Insecta; Hemiptera; Pentatomidae.